ACGACAUAGAUCUAAGUCUAGGUCUAAUUCGAGACGUUGCUAUUAUUGUCAUGAACCUGGUCAUUUCAUAAAAGACUGUCCUAAAUCUAGGAAAAAUGAGCAUAGUGAGCAUGCUAAUUUGACUACGUGUGUAGAUGAUUUAGGUGAUGUUUUUAUGAUGAAAAAUCUAUGUGAUUAUGACUAUUUGAGUUCUGUGAUAUCUGAUUCUUUGGGUAAAUCAGAUUGGGUGGUAGAUUCUGGUUGUAGUUUUCACAUGUCCCCUUUGAAAUAUGUUUUUUCAAACUAUAGAGAGAUUGAGCAUGGCUUUGUGUCUUUAGCAAAUAAGAAGAAAUGCAAUGUGCUAGGAAUAGGAGAUGUGUGCCUUAGGUUCUCUUCUGGUUAUGUGCUUACUUUGAAGAAUGUUAGGCAUGUUCCUGAGCUGUGCUGUAAUUUGCUAUCUUGUGCUUCUCUUGAAAAUGAUGGUUUGAAGGGAAAAUGGGGAAAGGGAAUCAUGAAAGUUGUGAAGGGUUGUUUAGUUGUUUUCAAAGCUGAGAUGAAAAACAACUUGUAUGUUUGUCAUGCUGAACCUGUAUUUGAUUCUGUGAAUUGUGUGCAACCCUGUGUGCUAGGAAAACAGUCUAGAGUUGGUUUUCCUGAUCUACCUAAGUGUACUGAUGUACUUGAUUGUAUUCAUGCUGACUUGUGGGGUCCUUAUGGUGUUUCCACUCAUGGUGGGAAAAAUUAUUUUCUGACGUUGAUUGAUGAUUUUUCAAAGAAAGUGUGGGUUUUGUUGAUUGAGAAUAAAUCUGAAGUUUUUGAUAAGUUUAAAAACUGGAAAACCCUUGUUGAAAAACAAACCGGUAAGAAAAUAAAUUUUUUAAGGACCACUGUCAGUUUUGAUUUCUGUGAUGAUCAGCUUGGUGAUUUAUGUGAUACUUGGGGUAUUUCUAUGCAUAAAUCUGUUCCCUCCACACCCCAACCGGAUGGGGUUGCUGAGAGGAUGGUUAGAACUUUAUUAGAGAGGGUGAGGGCUAUGUUAGCUUCAUCUGGGCUCUCUAAUAAGUUCUGGGGGGAAGCUAUUUGUUAUGCUGUUGAUUUGAUUAAUCUGUCCCCGUCUGUUCCCUUAGGAGGGAAAUGCCCUGAAUCUGUGUUCAUGGGCAAACCACUUAAUUUGCCAAAUUUGAGAGUGUUUGGUUGUGCUGCUUAUGUGAAUCGUGUGAAUGAUAAAUCUGAACCUAGGACUAAGGAAUAUGUUUUCUUAGGAUAUCAUGAUUGCAUGAAAGGUUAUAGGCUUUGGUGUAGGAGUGAAACUUGCUUCAAUGUGUUGAUGAGUAG
Cuscuta epithymum is the source of this 1314-nucleotide messenger RNA. NCBI's taxonomy places the organism in Eukaryota, Viridiplantae, Streptophyta, Magnoliopsida, Solanales, Convolvulaceae. The record is from the annotation of a GenBank genome assembly.